Messenger RNA from Leptosia nina, 789 nucleotides. Lineage: Eukaryota; Metazoa; Arthropoda; Insecta; Lepidoptera; Pieridae. The record is from the annotation of a GenBank genome assembly.
AUGUUGAAAAAAAUAGUUCGUGAGUCCGAUCGCCAAUUGAGAGGUGAAGAUAGAAGCCUUGGAAUAGAGAUCAUCGACAGUUUCAAUAGAGAGGGUCGUUACCAGCUGUGCCUAUUUUUCUUUCUGGCGUACUCCACUAUCAUGGGCUUCGGUCUUGGAGCGGAGAAAGGCCAGCUGCCUCUCAGAGCAUGGUAUCCAUAUGAUGAAAUGAAAACACCGGCUUAUCAAAUCACAUACGUACAUCAGGUGGCAGCACUAUCUAUCGCAGCAUGUGUCAAUAUUAGCAUCGAUAAUUUAGUGACGUCACUAGUCGCGCUUUGCAGCUGUCGUCUGCAGCUCUUAGCGCUGUCUUUGAGAACUCUGAUGGAUGGCUUUUAUGAGGACAAAACUGGUCUGAUAAGUUAUGGAGACGAGGAGAUGGUGCUGUCGCGUCUCCGUAUGUACGUGGUAGAACACCAGGCUGUGUUGGAGUCUGCAGCGAUGAUUCAAGCCUGCUUCUCAGUUCCCAUUCUUGCGCAGUUCACCGUUUCCAUGUUUAUUAUCUGUGUGACGGCGUAUCAAUUGGCUUUUAGCGAGGCGGUGUCAAGGGCGAGUUACGAGUGUCCAUGGUACAAGUGCCGUGCUCGAGUUAGCAAAGCUCUUUUAACUGUCAUGUGCCGGUCGCAGCGAGCGGUCCGCCUUACUGCAGCGGGCAUGGCUGAUCUAUCUCUCGCUACUUUCAUGGCCAUCAUCAAAGCGUCCUACACUUUCUUCACCGUUCUGCAGAGAGUUGGUGAUGGAAAUAACUAG